Molecule: messenger RNA, 1717 nt
Organism: Effrenium voratum
Lineage: Eukaryota; Dinophyceae; Suessiales; Symbiodiniaceae
Source: the annotation of a GenBank genome assembly
AGCCGCCAUUUCGGCUCAGCCUCGCAUUUGAGCCGCUCGAUCCGACCGGGACAUUGAACUCUGCCAUGGCUCUGCGGCUGCUGCUGGCACUGCCCCUGGCAAACGCCCAGCUCCUCUUCGGCAACGUCUCCACUCUGCAAGAGCUGGCGCAGGCGACUCAGCCGGAGGAUGCGCAGGCUACAGAGGGCUUUACACAUCCGCAGCUUUGUGAUUCCAGUGUGAACCAGACAGCUGGCUACAUCUCGAUCAACCCAAUCACAAAAUACUUCUUCUGGCUCUUCGAAGCCAAGACGAACCCUGCCGAUGCGCCGCUGCUCAUGUGGCUCUCCGGCGGCCCGGGCUGCUCCUCCCAGCUGGCCCUCUUCGCAGAGAACGGGCCCUGCAAGGUGUCCAAGGAUGGUCAGUCAACCUACACCAAUCCGCACUCCUGGCACAAUGCGGCGAAUGUGAUCUGGGUGGAUCAGCCUGCGGGAGUCGGAUUCUCUACUGGCAUUGGCACCCACAACGAGAAAGGGGUGGCUGACAAUAUGUUCGUGUUUCUGCAGAAGUUCUUCCAGGAGUUCCCACAAUACCAGAAGACAAAGUUCUUUGUCUUUGGCGAAUCCUAUGCAGGCCACUACGUGCCGGCGAUUACGCACCGAAUUUGGAGCGGCAACAAGGCCUCAGAGGGCCUGCACAUCCCACUGGCCGGUCUGGCCAUUGGUAAUGGCCUAACCGAUCCUCUGGAGCAGUACAAGUGGUACCCCGAGAUGGCGCACUUCGGGGGGCAGAAGGAGGGCGGCCACGCACCGGCCAACGUGGUGAGCAAGGGAGACUACUACAUCAUGAAGGGCUUGGUGCCAAUUUGCGAGCUGGGCAUCGUCGCUUGCAACCGAGGCGUGGAUCCGGAUCCCACCAGUGGGGGAGUGGUGAAUGCCACCGCCUGCUUCGCCGCCUACGACGCCUGCAACUUCAUGGCCAUAAUGCCCUACGAGCUCACAGGCAAGAACCCCUACGACAUGCGUAUCCCUUGCUCCCACGGGAAACUCUGCUACGACUUCGACAUGAUCGGCACCUACUUGAACAAGCCGGAGGUGCAACAGCAGCUUGGAGUGAGCAAGAAGUGGGGCUCUUGCAACUAUGUUGUGGACCUCUCCUUCGUCACCGCGGGUGAUUGGCUUGUGCGGUACCAGGGCCUCCUGCCGGAGCUGCUGAAGGAUGGCAUUGACGUACUGAUCUACGCAGGGGAUGUGGACUACAUUUGCAACUGGUUGGGAAACAAGGCGUGGACCACGAAGCUGGACUGGGAACACUCUGCUGACUUCCAAAAAGCGGAGGACAAAGAGUGGCAGGUGUCUGGAAAGACAGUGGGAAAGCUGCGCUCUUCCAACCAUUUGAAUUUCAUGCAGGUCUUCGAGGCGGGGCACAUGGUGCCCAUGGACCAGCCGGAGGUGGCCCUGAAGAUGGUCGCCGACUUUGUGAACGGCAAGCUCGGUAAGUCUGCUACUGAGGAGUUAGUGGUGUAGAAAAGUGCAAGAAACUGCGACGUGCUGAUUGGGCGCGCGCUUUCAAGCCCGAUGGGACAGCUGCGUCAGCUGAUGUGCGGUGUCCAAGCAGGACAGUUUUGAUCUCACUGGCCUGGCGACCAGUGUUUUUGCGUUUGCUCGUUAUUUAAGUUAAUUCUGCUGUCAGCAAGAUGCAGCUUCAGCCCAUUGCAGUUCCAAAGCUUGAACAGCCC